Molecule: messenger RNA, 1464 nt
Organism: Rodentolepis nana
Lineage: Eukaryota; Metazoa; Platyhelminthes; Cestoda; Cyclophyllidea; Hymenolepididae
Source: the annotation of a GenBank genome assembly
AUGAAUAAAAUAGCUAUCAGUUUUGCUAUUGUCAUAUUUUCCAUCUAUCUUUUGCUAUGUCCAUAUAACAAAGUCGAGGAAUCAUUUAACAUUCAAGCCACUCAUGACAUUAUAUUUCACCGACUUAACGUCUCGCAGUUCGACCAUCUUACAUUUUCCGGACCAGUUCCGCGUACGUUCGCGGGCCCGUUGGCACUAGCUCUGCCAAGUCUUAUAUUCUCUUAUUUUGUACCCAAAUCUAUAUUGCAAUUUAUGGGUGGGUUCAUUUUGCUUCGGAAUAACUCCCCAUUAGUUAGGUUUAUCCUUGGGCUAGUAUUUCUUCAUGCAUCAAUUAGCCUGGGUUCUGUGUUUAAAGAUAAGCUGCGUCCGGAAUUUACAGCCCGGUUUCUACUUAUAACAUUCACUCAAUUUCAUCUGCCCUUUUAUUCGACGAGGACAUUGCCGAACACAUUUGCUUUAAUCACCGUGAUAUAUGCCCUGACCUUCCUGUUAAAGGGUUCUGAUCAUCGUUUUAUUAUCCUUUCUGGACUCGGAAUUCUUAUUUUUCGAAGUGAGUUAAUGUUAUUCUACGGACCUCUUCUUUUAUUUGGACUUUAUUUCAAUCUGGUCAAGAUACGUCCAACACUAAUAGUAACGGGAAUCAUUACCGUUCUCGCCUCUCUAUGUUUUACCGUUGGUGUCGACUCCUUCUUUUGGCGACGCUGGGUUUGGCCCGAGGGGGAAGUUUUCUACUUCAACGCCAUUGAAAACAAAAGCCACCUCUGGGGUGCUCUAAUGACAACGUUUGGGUUAAUUUUGUGCGCAAAUUUUGUAUUCCCUCUCUGCUCCUCGUCCUUUGAUCCAAUCAGUCGUGAGGGGCGAACUUUCUUCGCACUUGAGCUGGUCGCAUUGAUCUUCAUUUCAAUCUACUCAUUUCUUCCUCACAAGGAGCUUCGAUUCAUCUUUUACGCUCUACCGAUUUUCAAUCUUCUGGCAACUUACUUUUGGAUUUUCGUAGGAAAGUCUCCCACUAGCAAGUACUCACGGUUUAUUUCCCCGGCUGUGGGACGGAUUUGCCGUUUUACCGUCUUUCUCUUCUACGCCAGUCUAGUCUUCAAUUUUUGCAUCUCCCUUGGUCUUGUCUAUGUCUCGUACUUCAAUUACCCUGAUAUCCACGUAUACAUUAGCAAUUUGGCAGCUCAAACUGGGGUCAAUCGCUUUCAGGAGGUUCAUUCAAAUUGGAUCUACAAUAAGACAGAAGGAAUUGACGACAGUGCUAGAACUCUGCUAAAUGGACCUUUUACACACUUCAUAUUGGAAGCUUCAAAGGACCGCCUUGAGGAAUAUUCGGUGCGGUUUCGACGUCUCUUCACUGUGGAAUCGUUUUCUGGUCUCAACUUCAAUUUGAAAGAAGCCUUGUGGAGUAAAGGUGGGAUUCACAUGAGUCCUGCUUUGGUAGUGUACGAAAGAAUCGACGGGGCUUAG